UUAAAACGGGAGAUUGAAAGUGACAUUUGAGACUAAGGGAAAGAAUAAUAGGAAACGUAGCAUCCGAAAAAGAGAGCAAAAGCAUUUGAGACUUCAUCAUCUACAAAGAGACGGCAGAGACUGUCGAUAGAAAGAGGAGAGUCUGACCUGUACAACAUGACAGAUGGUGUGUCUGAAAUUCACCACCUGUAUAAGAGAGGUAUGGAGUGUCACCUGUUAGACUGUGAAAGAAUGACGAGAAGACGCAGAAGACUCUGAGAUGUUUUUUUCUGAGAGACCAGAUCCCGAUAAGAACAACGCACAGAAGAUCUGGAAUAUAGAAGUGCCUCAUGGGACCAAUAAAGUUUCCCCCAUGUAUGAUCCUCUGACACUAUCUGAAGCCAUUGGGCAAUGAAUUCAGAGCCAGGUACUCUUCACCCCUCGCCAAGGGGCUCCUUACACCAAUCUUUGACAGGGUCCAUCCAUUCUUCAUCAUCUGGCUCGAUUUGUUCAGGGGACAUCGGACGUGUCCUCUCUUCAAAUGUCCGUCGACUUCAUGGAGCUCUGAACCGGCUGCUAAGUGACCCCGAGCGGGAACAGCUUUUGCACUGUUUGAGACUCUAUCACUCUCGAAGAAAUGUGUUUGACCUGGUGAGAACAUUGCGCCUUAUACUGCGCCCCCAGGACCAGAGACAACUUUUCCCCAUGCUACGUCUUGUUAUCCCACGGUCUGACCAACUACUAUUCGACCAGUAUACUUCGGAAGGGUUAUACAUUAAAGACCUGACCCAAGGCUCUACAGGAUUUGGUGAGAUAUUGUACGAUGGUGUUUCGGCAUUUAGCACUCCAAUUUCAGGCACAGCUCCUGCAUUUACCUCACCAUUACCUCGGACAAAUCCUGCCUUUAGUAUCCCAGUAACAGGGACUGUUCCUUUAAGCAAUCCAAGACAAGGGACAGCUCCUGCUUUUAGCCCUUCAGUACCAGGGACAGCUCCUGCUUUUAGCCCUUCAGUACCAGGGACAGCUCUUGUUUUCAGCCCUUCUGGACCAAGGACAGCUUCUGUUUGCAGCCCUUCAGGACCAGGGACAGCUUCUGUUUUCAGCCCUUCCGGACCAGGGACAGCUCCUGUUUUCAGCCCUUCCGGACCAGGGACAGCCCCUGCCUUUAGUAAUCAAUCACUUAGUCCUAGUUUAGUGUCUGGAGCUUCAUAUCCAGGAGCAACAUCAGGUUUUAACCACCAGGGCACCACAGUUGCUGGCACCAAAACUGAUGUUCGACAGGUUAUCCUAAAGCGAAGCAAAAACCAAGAAGGACUUGGCUUCAGCAUUCGUGGUGGCGUUGAACAUGGCAUUGGUAUUUAUGUGUCACUGGUUGAACCUGGUUCUUUGGCAGAAGCUGAGGGACUAAGAGUUGGGGACCAGAUUAUAAAGGCAAAUGGAAGAUCACUUGACAGAGUCACCCACAGUGAGGCAGUUAAGGCUCUGCGGGGCUCUCAGAAGCUGGUCCUCUCUGUGCUGUCUUCGGGCCAGGUCCCUGGAGGCCAUGUCUCCAGUCAUAUCUACACCUGGGUCGAUCCACAAGGUCGAAGUGUCUCCCCUCCCGGAGGGCUAUCCCAUAAUAAUAAUCCGUCCGUGGGGGUCCCAGAAAAGGAGAAGAGGAGUCACCUACAGCUGCUACAGGAAGGGGAUGAAAAGAAGGUGAACUUGGUGCUGGGAGAAGGGAGUUCCCUUGGGUUGCUUAUUCGUGGAGGUGCGGAGUAUUCACUAGGGAUUUACAUCACAGGAGUGGAUCAUGGCUCCGAAGCUGAGAGUACUGGACUUAAGGUGGGUGAUCAGAUUCUGGAUGUCAAUGGGAUCAGCUUCCUGUCCAUUCCUCAUGAUGAAGCUGUCAGGAUUCUUCGCUCCUCACGACACCUGAUGAUGACUGUCAGGGAUGUAGGUCGGAUCCCGCACGCUCGUACUGUUGUGGAUGAGACACAGUGGCUCAGUAGCUCCUACACCGGAAAUGGAGACCCACUUACAACUACAGGGAUCUUAUGGAACUCCUCAACGGAAUCCACCACAAAGCCGCUCUUUUACAGAGGACCAGCGGGAUCACAAGUCACCCUAAGCAGUAUGGGAAACCAGACCUUGGUUCUUCUAGACGAGAAAGCACGGCUGCUGCUGACCGAACCCGAGCGAUGCACUAUGUCUUACUACCUCCAGCAGUACAAGGAGCGCCACAUCCCGGUACAGGCCUUUAUCAUGGCCAUGUUUGAGCUCUUCAACACCCAAGCCAAGUUUGCUCUCUUAUCUGAGCUGCGCCCUCAAAUCUACCCACACGACUUGGCAGUGUUUGAUAACAUGGUGUUGAAAAGAGAAAUCGAAUCAAUGAAAUCUCGCCAUCGUUCGGGAGACACUAUCUCUGUCUUAUCCCACAGUCCAAGCACUUCAUCCACCGAAAGCCACCAGACCGUCAGCACCGCCAGCACCGCUCGGGAACGUCUUCUUUGGCUGUUGGAUGUCAUGGAGAACGGAGCUGAUCCUGAGGGGAGUGCAGACUCUGGGAGUCUUACUCGGACAACCCUGCCUGACAUCUCCCUGGAUGAUGUCAACUCAUUCCUUGAUGAGCCCCCCGCAUACAGACCACCUCCCCCGAUACCCACAGAAGAAGCUCCUGCAGUUCUUCGAAGACAGGGUGGGGAGCGAGCUCCACGUCCUUCCUCCGGGUCAUCUCAGUCGGGGCUCUUCUUUACUGCUCCAUCUCACCCUAGUCCUCCUCGUCCUCCAUCUUCUACAUCACUCUCAACCCCAAGCCCCCCACUACCCCCUCUCACUACCCCCCCAGCCUCUCCUCAAUCACAGAUCCCAAACCAACCAAUAUAUGCUACGAUUUCACCCAAAAACCAGACCCCUAUAUGCCCUGUGACCCAGCUGGCUCUGGUCACGCAGCUACCUCUGACCCCCUUCCCAAGAGUUCAGUCACCAACUAGAUUAAAGCCUGUGGUUGAGAGCCCCCCUCAGCCAUCCUCCCCUACACACAAAGAAGCAUUAGACCCCCACACGAGUCAACAUUUUGUAAUGGUGGAAGUCCAUCGACCCAAUAGUGAACCUGAUGUGAAUGAAAUCCGAGCUGUUCCACAAACUCGAGCGGUCUUGCCGACAUCGCCCCCGGCCUCCCUUUCCCAGCUAUCAGACAGUGGGCAGACCCUCAGCGAGGACAGCGGUGUGGACGCAGGGGAAGUAUGCGGGGGCAGCAAAAACAGCAGCCCCCAGCCUCAAAAAUCCAGAGGAGCUGAGAACAUGGCAAAACCUCCAGGCCUGCUGGAGCCUUCUGCCACCUUAGUGCGUGUAAUGAAGACUGCACCUACCCUGGGUAUAGCUAUUGAAGGAGGAGCCAAGACACGCCAACCCUUGCCACGUAUUGUUACCAUACAGAGAGGAGGUUCUGCUCAUAACUGCAGCAAGCUACGUGUGGGCCAGGUCAUCCUUCAGGUGAACGGAAUCUCCUUACAAGAUAAAGAGCACCGCGAGGCUGCCAGGAUCAUCGCUGAAGCUUUUAAGACCAAAGAAAAGGAUUAUAUGGACUUUCUGGUCACAGAGUUCAAUGUGUCACUAUAGUGGCCAUUUAUGGAAUCCGAGUAGAAGAGUGUUAACCCAGCCAGGGGUCAGUGCCACGAGAAACACGUACUACAUGCUAAUGUGUAUACUGUGUAGCUGCCAUUUGUGUGCCCUUGCUACAUACGUGGUUCUGCUGUCCAACAUGUGGCUUAUAUACUCCCUUUAUACUGUAAUUGUGGUGUCAGCAUAACUGGGGCGGAUAGCGAGGAAGGAAAGUGAGAUAAUAGAUGGAUACCUGGGGUACAGAUGGAUACCUGGGGUACAGAUGGAUACCUGGGGUACAGAGAUCUAGUGAGCAAAAUCAGAACAAACAGACUUAUCAUGGUGCCAGGUGAAAACGGAGCAGAAGUGGGAGGAAAUAACUAGUAGUGGCAUAUAUCAUCUUUACAGACAACCGGCCAUGAUGUGAUGAGUUGGCAGCCUAUGGGAAAUAGGGGUUAACCUUGUCACCCUGAAACAGCGCCCUCUUAGAACACAGUCUCUCAGAGUGACACACCGCCAUCUAGUUAUACCGGGAUACUACACUGAAGACCAGGGUUUCCCAACCAGGGUGCCUCCAGCUGUUGCAAAACUACAACUCCCAGCAUGCCCGGGGCAUGCUGGCAGUUGUAGUUUUGCAACAGCUGGAGGCACUCUGGUUGGGAAACACUGCAUUAGAGCAAUGGUCCCCAACCUUCGGCUGUCCGGGCAUGCUGGGAGCUGAAGUUUUGCAACAGCUGGAGGCACACUGGUUGGGAAACACUGCAUUAGAGAAAUAGUCCCCAACCUUCCGCUGUCCGGGCAUGCUGGGAGUUGUAGUUUUGCAACAGUUAGAGGCGCCCUGGUUGGGAAACAAUGGUCUGGAGUGGUUAUACAGUGAUACUACACUUCAGACCAGUGUUUCCCAACCAGGGUGCCUCCAGCUGUUGCAAAACUACACUCCCAGAAUGCCGCAUGCUGGAAGUCGUAGUUUUGCAACCGCUGGAGGCACACUGGUUGGGAAACACGACAUUAGAGCAACAGUCCCCAGCCUUCGGCUGUCUGGGCAUGCUGGGAGUUGUAGUUUUGCAACAGCUGGAGGCACCCUGGUGUGGUAACAAUGGUCUGGAGUGGUUAUACCGUGAUACUACACACCCGACCAGUUUUUCCCAACCAGAGUGCCUCCAGC
Molecule: messenger RNA, 4726 nt
Organism: Hyla sarda
Lineage: Eukaryota; Metazoa; Chordata; Amphibia; Anura; Hylidae
Gene: WHRN
Product: whirlin
Exons: 14
Coding region: 391-3579 (1062 amino acids)
Biological process (GO): auditory receptor cell stereocilium organization; sensory perception of sound
Cellular component (GO): cilium; plasma membrane; stereocilia ankle link complex
Molecular function (GO): protein binding
Source: RefSeq, a predicted model, not a curated record